AUGGCCGGUCCAACUUUCUCCGGUCUCCUCGCCUACGUACGCCAUACAGUCGAGCAUCCUCCUCUGCCCCACCCUCCCCCACAACACCCGCGAACGCACCCGCUUCCUCACCGAAGCUCGGAUGGAUGGACCGCACACGCCGGCGCACAUCUCUUCACCCCACCCCACCGACUGGGCCGCCGCCGGGGCAUCCUAGCCACGCAUCUCGGCACGCGGCCGCCUCGGCGCGCGCUCCCUCCUCCCCCUCCCCCUCCCCCCGUCCUCCUCGUCCUCCUCGUCCUCAUCGCCAUCUGCCUGCCUGCAGCUAGUGCGGUCGGCCGGCUGGACUGGAUCGUCGAGCGCGCGGCGGCGGCGGACCGCUACCUCGCCCUCUUCUUCCCGGCCGUCGGCACCAGCUUCCCCGGUAACCCCGACGGGCUUGCUUUGGCGAACGGGGCUGGCGUUUACAUAUGGUCGCCCGGGUCCGUGUUGCUGGCGAGCGGGUUUGAUGCGGGGGGGGUGUUGGUGUGGGGGGAUGGGUUGCAGUGCAAGGUGGGGCGCGGGGGGAUGGCGGAGGAGGAGGAGGAGGAGGAGGGGGAGCAGGAGGAGGAGGAGGAGGAGAGGGCGAGGUUGGAUGAGGUGCGGUUUAGGUCGCAGAAGCCUUUACUCGACGAAUUGGCCAAUCGUAAGGCGGCAAACAGUCCGCCCGUUGGACGUCAGAUUAUUCCCUAUCGUUGCGGCGGGGGAGGAAAUGAGCAGUGA
Messenger RNA from Diplodia corticola, 741 nucleotides. RefSeq lists its product as uncharacterized. The record is from RefSeq and is a predicted model, not a curated record. Bases 1 to 741 code for a protein of 246 amino acids. The transcript has 3 exons. Lineage: Eukaryota; Fungi; Ascomycota; Dothideomycetes; Botryosphaeriales; Botryosphaeriaceae.